Molecule: messenger RNA, 1570 nt
Organism: Leopardus geoffroyi (Geoffroy's cat)
Lineage: Eukaryota; Metazoa; Chordata; Mammalia; Carnivora; Felidae
Gene: HYLS1
Product: HYLS1 centriolar and ciliogenesis associated
Exons: 4
Coding region: 262-1200 (312 amino acids)
Biological process (GO): cilium assembly
Cellular component (GO): non-motile cilium; centriole
Source: RefSeq, a predicted model, not a curated record
AGGUUGGGUGUGCCGUGCGCCUGCGUGAGCUGCUGGACGCUAACGGAACCCUGCGGAGCUUCGCUAGGCCGGCAGCGGGAGUCGGUGCGGCGAGCGGACCUCGGCGGGGCCGGUUUUUCUCGAAAACUAAUGGCAGUGGAGGUACAUUGAAAUAAGGUGGCACGGCAGAAGCUAGCCUGACUGACGAAACUUGUCAAUGAUUGUACUUCAUAUUGCAAGGAGAGCCUGAAGUCAAGGGUUUCCCACUCUUAAGUGGUUUUGAUGGCAGAGAGAAGAAGGUCCUACAGUGGAGGGGAAGCAAUGGAGGAACUCAUGGGACCCAGUGGACAAAAAUGGGCCAAUAUGGAUCCAGAAGAAAGAAUGUUGGCAGCCACUACAGCUUUUACCCAUAUCUGUGCAAGGCAGGGUGAGGGAGAUGUCAGGAGAGAUGCCCAGUCUAUGCAAUAUGAUCCCUACAGUAAAGCCUCAAUAAUUCCAGGAAAGCAGCCUCUCCCUGUGCAACUGCAGUACCCACACGUAGAAAGUAAUGCCACUUCAGAAACAGUCUCAGAGGCCUCUCAAAGACUCCGAAAGCCAGUGAUGAAGAGAAAGGUGUUGCGGAAGAAGCCAGGAGGGGAAGUCUUAGUGACAGAUGAGUCAAUUAUCAGUGAAUCGGAGUCUGGUACAGAAAGUGAUAUGGAUCUCUGGGACUUAAGACAAAAGCUGAUGAGUCUGCAGUUCCAGGAAGACAGGGAAUCUCCAGCUGACAUUUCACAAAAAUUUAAUUUACCACAUGAAUACCAAGGAAUUUCUCAAGAUGAGCUCAUUUGCUAUCUACGAAGAGAAGGAAUGGCCCCUCCAGCUUAUGAACAAGACCUGAUUGUUGCCAGUCGACCAAAGUCCUUCAUUCUCCCAAGGCUGGACCAGUUGAGCCGAAACCGGGGCAAGGUAGACCGAGUAGCCCGAUACUUUGAGUACAAACGAGACUGGGACUCAAUAAGGUUACCUGGUGAAGAUCAUAGAAAGGAAUUACGCUGGGGUGUCCGAGAGCAGAUGCUUUCUCGAACAGAACCCCAGUCCAAGCCUCAGCACAUAUAUGUUCCAAACAAUUACCUAGUGCCAACUGAGAAGAAAAGAUCUGCCCUUCGCUGGGGUGUUCGUUGUGACCUCGCAAAUGGUGUCAUGCCCAGGAAGCUUCCCUUCCCUCUUUUUCCUUCUUAAGUGUUUUUUUAACCUCUUUUAUGGGAUUGUUUGGGGGUAACCUGGUUCUUACUCUCUUUCCUUUUAUUUAAGUAGAAACAACUAACUUAAAAGCCCAUGGAACAUUAUAAAGACUUCACCUACCAUUGGUCUUUCCUAAGUCUAUAUCUCAUUGGUAUUAAAUACUACUUCACUUCCUAAUGACCACUCUCAAAUCCGGUAAUUGCAAGACAAAUGCCAGAGAAAGAAAAACAGACCUGGUCUUUCACUUUGUCAGAUAGCACUAUUUCUGUUCUAUACUGUUUUUAACCUUUGGCCAAUGUGUGAGUUGCUGUCUUUAAAGUUGCUGGGUGUUAAGCUUACUUAUUAAAGAAUUUUUGGAUUUUGUGAA